Betta splendens (Siamese fighting fish) is the source of this 2428-nucleotide messenger RNA. RefSeq names its product zinc finger, C3HC-type containing 1 (gene zc3hc1). Gene Ontology annotation, cellular component: nucleus. NCBI's taxonomy places the organism in Eukaryota, Metazoa, Chordata, Actinopteri, Anabantiformes, Osphronemidae. Gene Ontology annotation, molecular function: zinc ion binding. The record is from RefSeq and is a predicted model, not a curated record. The transcript is spliced from 10 exons. The coding region runs from base 32 to 1519 and encodes 495 amino acids.
GUUCAUUUUCCGGGGGACCACAGAGCCGAUCAUGGCGACUCUCGGCGGCAGUCGUGGGGAUCGUCUCGGCAACUCAAGUAACCAAAAGUCUUCUAUCGCUUCUCCGGAGAAAGUUCGUGAACUUCUUAAUGAGGGGGUCUCGUCGACAGACGUCAGCGUAAACAGUGGACAAGGAGAUCUGAACAAUCUGGAUGUGCAAAACAACACUCGAGCGCCUUGUGAGGCAACAGACAAAGAAGAUUUUUUCUCUAGAGUGGAAUCUUAUUCAUGUUUGAAAUGGGCAGGGAAGCCCCGGGCGCUGUCCCCUCUCAUGUGUGCCAGAUAUGGCUGGAUCAACAUUGGCUGCGACAUGCUCAAAUGCUCCAGCUGCCAGGCUUUUCUUUGUGCAUCAUUACAGCCUGCUCUAGACUAUGUGAAAUAUGAAUCACGCAUUGCAGAGAUAUCAAAGCAGCUUCAGACACAGCAUGAGAAAUUUUGUCCUUGGCCUGACUUUCCUUGCCCAGAGCGGUUUUGGUUGGUUCCUGCCUGUGAACCGUCAGCACUUCUCGCUGCCUUUUUAGAGCGUUUCCAGCGCACCUGUCUUAUUUCACAGCAGCUGCCAGCCAUGAAGCCAGAGCAGCUGAAAUCUAUGUCCUUGACUGAGGAUAUAAUAAGUAUUAUACUGCAGCUGAUUGAGGAGGAACAAAAAAAAGGGGGAACUCCUGUAUGUUCUGAACCUUUGGCUGUGCAAGUGGCUGCAUGCAUUGUGUCUCUCUGUGGCUGGGAUGCAAGCCCAGUUCUGCACACCAUGAACCUGCCCAUCCUCAGCUGUUCAUACUGUAAGCGAAAAGUGGGCUUGUGGAACUUCCACCAGAUGGAAGGAAUGGCUGGCGAAGGAGAUGCUAUACCGAACACUGUAGGCCAGUCUACUCAAGCAACAGCUCCUGCCUCCUCAGCCACAACGGAAGGGCAGGGAGACAAUUCUAUGUCUGCCUCACCCUCCCCUGCUACAACUCCAUGCCGCAUGAAGCUAAGAAGUCAGGACAACACCCGUUCUGACCAGGGUGAAGGAACUUAUUCUCUCGUAGCCUUGCGUGCUCGAAGCAGCCCCAGUGAUGAGCUGCUGAGUCCUUUUACGAGGGGCAAGAGGCCUGCAACUCGCAGCAGAGGACAAGGAGACACCUCUGGGUCUGACGGGGCUGCCGGCCUGCAACACCCUCCCAAACGCCUGUGUCUCUCAGCAGCUGGUCCUGAUGGGCUCCUGCACAAGAAUCCAUUUGACCCCCUUGCUCAGCAUAGAGAUUGGUGUCCGUGGAUUUCUAUGGGAAAAGAGAACGCAGACCCAGGGACGAUUCCCUUUUUGGAUGGAGGCUCAGGACUGCAUCAGCAAGGCUGGAAGGCUGCUCUCGAUGUACUCAUCGCCAUGAAAAAAAACCCCAAUACAGUGGAAGGCAGCACUGCACAGGACCCUCGUGACAAGUCUAAAAGGGUGUUUGCUAUAUUUCGUCAGUGGCAGGUAUCUUCCUCCUCAUCUCAGUAAAUCAGUAAAGUGUUUUCACCCAAACAGCAUUGCAACACAGAACAGAUGAACUGACCUGUUCUUUCCUUGUGGUACUGAAUCUCUAGUGCCAGAGGGCCGUGGUGUCAUAUAAAUCAAUGUCUGUCGUCGCUUACAGUCGCGUUUACAGUGUUUCUAUAGAGAAAGGGAUUUGAUUGCAUUUUUAAGCAAUUGAGUGUCUUCUCCAUAAAAAGUGAAAUGUGAAUGAUUCAUGUGUGGAUUUAAACUGUUGAAAUGUGCUAUAUAAAAUUCAGAAUGAGCAUCUAUUGAGGGGUUUAUUAGCCUUGGAUCCUAAUACUUACAUAGUUAUCAAGCAAUACAAUACGUCUCAGUAUAUACUGUAAACUGAUCAUAAGCCAAGCAUCCUCUGUUGGCUUCACAUGAAGUCUGCUUCCAUAGUCCUUCAAAGAUUCUUUGCUCAUGAGAAAAGCCCAAAUGGCUCGACACUGGAAACGCUGUUUACUUUUGUUGUAUAUUGAGUAUUGAGUCAUAUGUGGGAGCGGUAAACAUUAACCUCUGAUCGGCAGAGAACUGUGAGAAGAGCCAUUGUGUUUGUGUGCUUGAAAGCAGUGUGGAUAUAAGUUCUCCGUUUAUGACUAGUAGUCGGAGCUAUAACUGACUUUUUCGAAGACAAUUGAAACCAUGUGCCAUGGUCUUUAAAGCAGUUUUAAGUUUGAUUCAGCUUGCUUAUCUUAGUCUUUGCUUUUCUUAAACUACUCAUUCUUAAUGCAGUCCUCAAUGUCCAGCAUGUGCUUUUGUCUUUAUAGAAUUUCAUACAGUGGUUUAAUAAAAUACUCUUUUUUUUAAAAAAAAAAAAGAUUUUUCACCUUGUAUGUCAUUUCUUUGAUGUUUUUCACUUGGAGUUAAAGCAGAAUAAACACCCCAAUUACA